Carassius auratus (goldfish) is the source of this 7792-nucleotide messenger RNA. Its product is annotated as leucine-rich repeat-containing protein 4-like. Gene Ontology annotation, biological process: synaptic membrane adhesion; modulation of chemical synaptic transmission; excitatory synapse assembly. The coding region runs from base 1442 to 4018 and encodes 858 amino acids. The transcript has 2 exons. The record is from RefSeq and is a predicted model, not a curated record. Gene Ontology annotation, molecular function: protein binding. Gene Ontology annotation, cellular component: postsynaptic density membrane; plasma membrane; glutamatergic synapse. NCBI's taxonomy places the organism in Eukaryota, Metazoa, Chordata, Actinopteri, Cypriniformes, Cyprinidae.
AGAGAGAGAGAGAGAGAGAGAGAAGGGAGGGGGCGGACACGGAUGAGCUAACGUACUAAAACCAAUGCAUCAAACCAAUGCACUGCUUGGAGUGUGAUGCGUCAGCAGUACAAUCACGUUUUCAUUGAAGGACAAAAAGAAGAGCAGGCAUGUAAGUCUGCAUCCCGGAUGCCUGCUACUGCACCACUGAGCAUAACAAAAAACAUUGAUGCACAGUGGCGGGAAGGACGACUAACCCGGGGCAAGAAAGGUUAAAAAAAUAAAAAGGAAAGAAAGGAGGCAGGGAGCUACUUUUCCCUAGCCUCAGUGCUCAUCUACCAGCUCGAUCUGGACAGCUGUGGCGCUGACAAAGCCGAGCGCUCCAACUCUGCACUAAGCUCAGGGCACUGCAGCGCUAUACGGAUACUUCUGAUUGAAACAACGUCACAGAGAGGAGGGAGAAACACUCUCUCUUUUUUCUCUCAUUCCAGGGAGUGAGAGAGCACGCUCGAAAGCAAGAGAGAGUGAAGAAGAAACAGGGCAGAGGAAGCGAUCUCUCUCCAGCGAACGAGCCUUCUUACGGAGCUGCCUCUGCACCGUUACCCCCCUUUACACCUUCCUGGACUCUAAUCGUCAACUUCUCAUAGAAAGAUUUAAGGAUUAUUGGGAAGCAUGUAGAAAGAACCCUGCAGCGUUUGCUGUAUGCGAGCUCGAGUGUAUGGAGAUGGAACGCGGAGCUACAUAAGGAAAGAAAUGCGCUAAUGACCGCAGUGUCACGGUCUUUUCAGCUGGACAAGGUGCUGACAAAUCGAGCGGACAAAACGUACUGAGAGGGAGGGAGAUGAACAAAGUAAACAUGUGUGAGUGGUCCUCUAUGGAGAAAUGGGUAUUUAGUAGCAGCAUCAAGCGGAGGUUUCCAAGGACAAACAUCUGUGGAUAGUGUGAGAACAAGCAUUCAAUAGGAGCCAAACUGGAUUGGUACUUUUGCCUACAGCUCUGAGGCCCUGCAGAGCUGCUACAUGUCUCCUCGGAUGCUCCUCUGUGGAUUUAUUGGGGCCACUUUUGUAUUUCAUCUCUUGUUUUCUGACAAAUGAAAAAAAGAGAAGGCACUGCUUAUCCUGGGAAUAUGGGAAUUUGAGGGGAAACAAAAUCUAUAUUGUGAUUGCAAAAAUUGGACGUGUAACACCUUUGAGGUAGGUGUUGAGCCUUUCCAACCCUUUUUUAUACAUAAUAUAUUCCCCCGCUUUAUUUCAUUCAUUUCACUUCUCCCUUUUUACUCAAGUUUUUGUCACUAAACGUUUAGCCUCCAGUUCAGUAAAUGGAAAAACAAUCUAGAGUGUUGUUUAACCCAGGGUAGGGCUUCAUUAGUCAGAGUUGAACCCUCCCCUUCCCCCGCUUACUACCCCCCUCUCCCCAACCACCAUCAUCACCCCAUACCCCCCCAGACGAUGCUGAAUUAUGAAUGUGCCACAUCAUGAGUCUCCUGGGGCGGGUAGCUGUGCAUCGAGCCAGGAAAGCCGCCUUGCUCUGUGUCCUGUUCCUCAUGGUUCAAGCAUGCGUGGAGGUGGCAGCUAUGGCAGGGCCCCAGGGCUGCCCGACUGAUUGCUCCUGCAACAACCAGCUCAGCAAGGUGGUGUGCACCAGGCGUGGGCUCACUCGUGUGCCACCAGGUAUACCCAGCAACACCCGGCACCUAAACCUGAUGGAGAACGCCAUUGAGUCUGUGCAGGCCGACUCUUUCCGCAACCUACAUCACCUGGAGGUUUUGCAGCUGGGCCGCAAUGCCAUUAGGCAAAUUGAAGUGGGUGCCUUUGGUGGACUGACCAAUCUCAAUACACUGGAACUAUUUGAUAACAGGUUAACAGUAGUGCCAAGUGGGGCAUUUGAGUAUCUGUCCAAGCUGCGAGAGUUGUGGCUGAGAAAUAACCCCAUUGAAAGCAUCCCAUCGUAUGCAUUUAACCGAGUGCCAUCCCUAAUGAGAUUGGAUCUGGGUGAACUGAGGAAACUGGAGUACAUCUCAGAUGGGGCUUUUGAAGGUCUAGUCAACCUCAAGUACCUCAACCUGGGAAUGUGCAACAUUCGAGGAGAGAUGCCCAACCUAACACCUCUGGUUGGGCUGGAGGAGCUGGAAAUCUCAGAGAACCUCUUUCCUGAGAUUAAACCAGGUUCAUUCAGGGGACUAUCUUCACUCAAAAAGUUAUGGAUCAUGAACUCUCAAAUAGGGCUAAUAGAACGUAAUGCAUUUGAUGACCUGGCCUCUUUGGUGGAGCUGAAUUUGGCCCACAACAAUUUAAGUUCACUGCCCCAUGACCUCUUUACACCACUGAAGUACCUGGUGGAACUUCACCUCCACCACAACCCCUGGAACUGCGGCUGCGACUCUCUCUGGCUAGCACGCUGGCUACGUGAGUACAUACCCACCAAUUCGACAUGCUGUGGGCGUUGUCACUCCCCUGCACACAUGAGAGGCCGCCAGUUGGUUGAACUUGACCGGGGUGACACUGGGGCAAUGCAGUGCUCUGCCCCUUUUAUCGCAGAUGCCCCAAGAGACCUGAAUAUUUCUGCUGAACGUGUGGUAGAACUGCGAUGUCAAACAGCGGCUAUGUCUGCUGUGCGAUGGCUCCUACCAAAUGGGACGGUUCUCACUCAUGCAUCAAGCCAUCCACGAAUAACAGUGCUGAACGAUGGGACUUUGAACUUUUCAAAUGUGCUAACAGGUGACACAGGCAUGUACACCUGCAUGGUGUCCAACAUGGCUGGAAAUUCCAACGCUUCAGCCUAUCUAAACGUAACUGCAGCUGAGCUCAAUACGUCCAACCUCAGCUACUUCACCACAGUCACAGUGGAGGUCCUGAGCCCCAGAUCUGAAAUGUCCAAGCCCAAAACCACAACAACUACAGCAGGUGCCAGCACCACUACCACGGCAUCGCCAUCCGUCUUUCAGCCAGUUUUCAUCUCCACGCCGACAGUCCUUCUACAGAACACUGACACUCCAAGUAGCCCAUCUGUUGUACCUGGCUCAAAAGUGACGACAGGAAAGCCGCCCAACCCAGCCAGUACCAGUCUGGAUGAGGUGAUGAAGACAACAAAGAUCAUUAUUGGUUGUUUUGUGGCAGUAACCUUGCUAGCAGCAAUCAUGCUAAUUGUAUUUUAUAAACUACGAAAGCGGCAUCAGCAGAGGAGCACAGCGGCUGCAGACAGUACUGUGGAAAUUAUUCCAGUAAAGGAAGAAUUGCCACCACUGGCAUCUGCUGCCAAUUUAGCAGGGCAGGGGGCACUGACUCUGCCAGAGAUAAGGGAUCAUAGCAGUAUUUACAAACUGGACUACAACACCCACAGUUCUGACUACAGCUACAAACCAAAACUAGAAUACAGUUUCAAUAAACCCAUGGAAGAUUUCAGCAUCCAUAAACUUGAGUCAGACUACAACACCUACAAAUCUAAAACAGACUAUAUGUACAAACCUACUCUGGAAUACGAAUCUCACAAAUUGACGGACUAUUCACACGCAUCACUGUCGGAUUACCACAUACGCAAAAAACCCGAGCAGAGCCCUUACAGACAUGGAUAUAGUACUUACAAACCUGACUACAAAUCUCAUACUCCUAAACCAGAUUUCAGCCAAUUCAAACCAAAGUACAUUGUUCCAAAAUCCAAAACGGACUACAGUAUGCCCAAGCCCAUAUAUUCCAGCCCCUCCAAUUCAGACUGCAGCCUUUUCAAACCUGACUACAGUGCUUUCAAGGCAGAGUACAGACAACUCAAAGCAGAAUGUGUCAAUUGUGACUUCAGCCCUCACAAGUCCAAAAUGGAUAACAGUCCUCACAAGGUGGACUGCAGCCCACAUAAGACCAACUACAGCACCCUAAAGCCCAAAUACAACACUUACAAGCCACCAGGCCACAGUGCCAAAUGGACAGAAAGCAACAGCAUUGGAAAUUCUUUGCCUCGAACCUUGCCCAGUGCUAUCACAUCUACUUCUGAGGCCCUUGUUAGAAAAACUCACACCAAGGAGAGAGUACAAGAGACACAGAUAUAGUCUGGCCCACAACAAAUCAGAACCUCAGUCAAACAACCCUCUCUCCCCUCUAUAGGCCCUAACCUGAGCAUAAAAACAUGCAAUAGAAUACACAAAAGAGAGGGAGGAAAAAACAACAACCAGGAACUACUUUUUUUUUUUUUUUUGUACAGAGUGCAAUUCUUAAAAAUUGGUUCUUGUUGUACAUGCUUAUAAAUAAAUAUAUAUGGAAAAACUGAAACUACAAUGGGCUGGUAAUAGAGAAGCAGAUUUUUUAUUAUAUAUAUAUAUAUAUAUAUAUAUAUAUAUAUAUAUAUAUAUAAUAAAUUGAAACUAUUUUUUACCUUAUAAGUCCUAUUUAAAAUAUGAGUUGUUUUAAAAUGCUGUACUGAAUUUAAGAAAUGAGGGUAAGUCUUGUUUAAAAGGGCAUUCUGUGUGAUUUCUAAACAAUGCUACAGAGAAUGCAGUGAGAAAAAAAAAACUUUAUACUGAGAAGUCUUUCUUUAAAAAAAGGUCAGUGUUGAUCUUUGCUGGUUUAUCUUGUAAAAGCACCAUGAAUUUGUACCGUGCCAAAUGUUACAAAUGCAAUAAAAGGAUUUUUGGAAGAAAAGAAAAAAAAAGAACCACCAUUUAGAUAUUUUUUUUCUUUCUUGAUGUGCUGUUGCGAUCAGCCAAAUGCUUUAGACACUGCAGUAGAACUCACUGCAGUUCUGCUUUAACCCACUGAGUGCUGGGUGCCACUCAAGUCUAAAAGGCUGGGCAAAGGCUGCUUUUCUUCCUUUUUCUUUGAACUCUGUAUGCUUUUUAGAGCUGCAUUGUCUUAACUGAGCUUAUAUAAUUUAUUGGUGAAUUGUUAUUUUGUGUCAAACGAGAUGGCUAGUUAAAAAAAUUACACAUUUCACUGCCUUAUUACCAAAGAUCUGCUAUUAGUGUCAGGUAAACAUGAUCGUGAGGCUGUUGCAUGUUGUUUUUUGGAAAAUUGAUGCCUGAAGAAGAACUCGGAAUACAUGAAAAAGACAGGUCUGCACAAAAGAGCUGGCCUGGCUUUGCUUUUAGCACUUUAGAACGGUCUGGUCAAAAAGAAGUGGUUGUUAAGCAAUUUGAAAAACAUUCAGAGUGAAGCAUCCAUUCCUUUAUAACUCAGUGUUUUUUACAGGGACUGAGUGGUAUAUGUAGAUAAAUCAUGACGCACAUAAAAAUUCUGAGACGUCAUGAUAAAACAAAAUUCUGAAUUGCUUGUAUCACAAGCAAUUUCCUAUGUACACUGCAAGGCAAUGCAUUAGACAUUGACAUCACACAGAUGGGCAGUGAGUUGUCAUAAAUCAAGCAGAUUCUUUAUGCUCAUAAGAGGUGCGUCGUGACAUAUUGCAGAGGCUCUUAAGCUUUUGACUGUGACGUGUAUAUUAUCCUGUUCUUCUCACUCAUUCAGCAAGGCUCUUUUGAGUGUCAGCGAUUGCUUUCUAUUUUGGCUAACUGAAAUGCAAGAAUAAGAAAUAAUGAAUUAUAGAAAAAAUGAGGUCAUAAAUUGAUGGCAUAUUAGAGGGUAAUAAAAUAGAAUACAUGUUUGCAUUGCAGGGCAUAUUGCAUGCAGGCUGUCUAGGAGAUUAAAGCUGAUUACAUGAUAAUUGAUCCAGCUCACACAGACACACAACCUUUGACAUAAAGUUUGGACAUCUGACCACAGUGAGACACAGUACCAAAGAAAGUCAUUGGAAACAGUAUUUCUGUAUAUAAUGUCUUCAUCAGUAAUUUUGGCUGUCUGUCAAAGCAGUGUAUGGUACGUUUGCACCACAGAUCCCGGUUCAGUGGUAGUUUGGGUUAUGAAAAGUAUUAACCUAGUCUAGAUAUUGCCUGCUUUAAAGGUUUUUUAUUUUACUUUAUAAAUCUAUUCAGGCAUAGCAUUUUGCAACAUAUUUUACAGCUUAUAACCCUUGUUCUGGUGUCGUCACAAACAAAGCCUUUGUUGCUGCAAUAACUUUAAAAACUGCAAUUACAGCCAGUGAGCUGCCGUUUAUACAGUCUACUGUCAGGGCUAUAAUUGCCAGUCUGGUUUUAAUGGAGCAUUGUAUAGGACUGAAGUGGAUCCUUGAGUAAGCAGGAUAUAAGAGCAGAGGAAGAGAAUAAAGGAAGAGGGCACAUUCUGCUGAAGGGUUUGAGGACCCUUCAUGCUCUUCAGCCCACUGGUGAGAGAAAGCGGCCCGUAUUCACCAAACUAGGCUGCAGUGUGGCUCAUGAGAUGGACAUUUACAAUAAUAUAUCUGCUCAAACACAAGAGGGAAAUAAUAGAGAGGAUGUUGUUAUGAAAUGACAUGGAAGAGAAGCUAGGAGGGGGCACGGGGUUAGGUAGGUGAAAACAUUUUCAACCUGUCAAUCUUGAACCAGAAGAAAGGUUGAAGAAAUAUUGCAUAUAAAACAAGCAAGUGUGUUUAUCUAAUAAGAAUGAGAUUUAGACAGCAAAGGACUAUAAUGACUGGGCUGUACCAGUGUAGGUCUAAAAAUUGGGGCAUUUAUAAAGUAGAGGUGGUAUACUGGCCUGUGAUGGACCACCUAGAAAUGAGGGACCAGAUGGGGUCAGAAACCUGGCUUACCAAACCUUGCAGGAAGAGAGAAUGACACCUUUAUGGUGCUGUUAAUGGUGAGAACAUAUACUGUUUGGGUUCAUUCUGGUGCUUCGAGUUAUUAACAGCUUAUUUCUGUCCCCCGCACAUAAAAGAUGCGUUUCAUUUAUUAGGGUAAUUCAAAGUGACAGACUGCUAUAUUUCACCAAGGCUGAUCAAAUGGCUUGAUCAUUAUUCUAUCCAUAACCAAGCUCUACUUGGCUAAAGAUGGGAUGGUAUUGAUUCACUAAAAACAAUAGUUUCAAAAGAAUCGUUCCUUUGAGAAUCAGUUAAAACGUUGAUUAUAAAAUAACUUCUUAAUUCCCAGGGCGAUCAGGUGCCAAAGGUAUUGAAACAUUAGUAAUAGUACAAGCUCCAAAAUAUACAAACAGCAUUGUAAACUGAUAACAUAUAUUAUAUAAUCAUUUUGUUUUUAUUUUAAUUUAGAAAAAAAAAAUAACAUUAGCUCUAAUUUAGAUAAAAAUUAUCAGCCCAUGCAUUUCCUGGAAACCAAACCCAUGACUUUGGCAUUGCUAACUCCAAGCUGAGCUACAAUUGAUCAUUUUCGACAAUCCAUGUUUACUUAUAAUCUGCCUUGUACAUGUUUACUGCUUGGUUUACUGUGAUUUAAAAGGUAAUGUUUUUACAUACUUCCAUUAUUUGCUAAAACAGCCCUUUUACAAAAACUUCGAGCAUUUGUCAUUGUCUGACCUUCUCAUAUGUUGUCCCAGGAGAGCUCCUAAACAGAUGUUAACUGGCUGCAGUUCUGUCUGGGCCUCAGUUCUGGCCGAAAAUAAAAGUUGUGGCUUUGUGAAGGCCACUGAAGGCCCUUUAAUGAAAGGCAAACAGUUAAUCAAUGUUUUGUUAGGUUUUGUUAUGUUUAUACCCUCGUCCAUAAAGGGGGAGAAUAGAGUCCAAUUACCCAUGAAGUAAACACAGCAAAGAGCAGUGCUGGGGUACCAAAUCACCCAUCAUUAAUUCAGAUGCCACCGUCUAUGGUUAAUCGCCGGUGCACAGAUUCCGUCACACCAUUUGUUAACCUCUGAGCUGGAAUACUAAAGCACACUAGCACUUAAAAGGAAACACAAAGGCAUAGAUGCUCUAUAUCUUCACACAGUCGCAAAUCAAGUAACUCUUUAGACAAAUAAUAUUCGCUUCACAUAAUGCUCGCCAUAAAAUCAUUAUGUGAAAAAAAAAA